Coccomyxa subellipsoidea C-169 is the source of this 1497-nucleotide messenger RNA. RefSeq lists its product as hypothetical. NCBI's taxonomy places the organism in Eukaryota, Viridiplantae, Chlorophyta, Trebouxiophyceae, Coccomyxaceae. The record is from RefSeq and is a predicted model, not a curated record. Gene Ontology annotation, molecular function: kynurenine 3-monooxygenase activity; NAD(P)H oxidase H2O2-forming activity; flavin adenine dinucleotide binding. Gene Ontology annotation, biological process: NAD+ metabolic process. The transcript is spliced from 11 exons. Bases 1 to 1497 code for a protein of 498 amino acids.
AUGUCCUGCCCCAAUCUGAGCCGCUUGCAGUCAUUGUGGGCGGAGGCACCUGUGGCUCUCUCCUGGCAUUUUGGUAGUGGAGCUGGGGCGGCGUGGAAUGUGGUGUUGGGCCAGCGCUCCCAAUUAGCCCUGGAGAAGGCAGGUGUCCUGCAAGAGGUGCUGGACAGGAGCGUGGAGCUUUUGGGGGAAAUGGCGGUGAGUGGCCAAGGGAGGGACGUGCUCACAGAGUAUCCCUUCAAGGCGCUCUGCAUUUCAGAGGCCUCCCUGUCAGACACCCUCGUCAGCGCCGGCAUGCAGCGGUACCCUCGGCAUAUCCGGUACCACUUCAGCCACCGGUGCACAGGAGUGGACUUCAACACAAACGGCGCUGUUUUUGUAAGCGAGGCCAGCAGCGAUGCAGAGCGCAUGGCUUCCUCUGCCAUUGUUGUGAAGAAGUCCCCUCCUGCUGACCUGCUCGUCGGAGCGGAUGGGGCCAAUUCGACAGUGCGCAUGGGGAUGAUGUCACAUGCGCCGAUGUUCGGCUUCUCCCAGUUGUUCCACCCGGAUCAGUUGUACAAAGCGGUGCGCGUGGCUCUGCGGCCCGGCAGUGUCGGCCCCGACCGCCGAGCGGUGCACGCGCAGCGGCGCCAAGCGCUGCUGCAGCUGAGCGACGCGGUAGGUGAGCAGGUUGUGUGCCAGCUUCUGCCUAACCUGGACCGCAGCUACGCGCUGGUGCUCAGCGGCCGAGCCCUGCUGCAUUGCCCCCAGACGGACCAGAUCAGGGAACUGUUCCAUAGCGCCCUCCCAGAGGUGGCGUUACUAAUCCCGGACGCCACAUUUGGCGCGCUGGCCGCGGCGCCGCUGCUGACAUUCCCUUCUGUGUCCUGCUCGCGGCUGCACCACAACGGCGCAGUGCUGAUCGGCGCAGCCGCGCACGCCAUGUUCCCAGACAUGCACAUCAGCACCGACGCCGGCAUAGCGGACUGCAUAGCGCUGGCGGAGCGGCUGCGGGAGAGCGGCGGCGCGCAGAGCACGGGGCGGCUGCGCGGCGCGCUGCGCGCGCUGUCGGCCGAGCGGCUGCCGGCGGCGGCCGCGGCAGCCGGGCUGGCCCGGGCCGCGACGCCGGCGCAGGGUCGCCCCUUGGAGAGUGCGCUUGCGCGUCUGCGCUGGGGCGUUCUCAUGCGCUGCAGCAGCGACCUGCGCUCCCUGGCGCUCCUGCCUUGGGAGUUGAAGUUACUGGGCACCAGCGCAAGCUACACGGACGUCCAGCGCUGGCGCAGUCAGGAGGCGUUCCUGUUGGCCGGCCUGCUGCUGUGUGGCGCGUCUACAGCGGUGUACCUCCUUCUGCUGCUGACCGGUCAGCUCAGCGCCGCUUCGAUGUGCCCCUCCGCACUCAGCAGGUCAUUGGACUGGCUGCAUGGGGCGUUCCCUGCAGGCUCCAAGCUGUGGGUGGCCCUGGCAGCUGCUGUGGGCGAUGCGCGCAAGGCAGUUCUCGGAAAGCUGUCAACGCUGGUCUGA